Molecule: messenger RNA, 1455 nt
Organism: Postia placenta MAD-698-R-SB12
Lineage: Eukaryota; Fungi; Basidiomycota; Agaricomycetes; Polyporales; Adustoporiaceae
Product: carbohydrate esterase family 4 protein
Exons: 4
Coding region: 1-1455 (484 amino acids)
Biological process (GO): carbohydrate metabolic process
Cellular component (GO): membrane
Molecular function (GO): chitin deacetylase activity
Source: RefSeq, a predicted model, not a curated record
AUGCGGUCUGCAUUUGUCUCAGCCCUCGUCCUUCCCCUCCUGGCCUCGGCCCAUGGCCCGCGUCAGCACCAUGGUCGCGCCGACGCCAGCUCUAUAGUCGCGUCCGCUGCUAGCUCUGUGGUCGCGUCGUCUGCUGCCUCCUCCGUGGCAGCAUCGGCAUCCGUGACGGGUUCCGGCUCGGUAUCUGGUUCUACAGCGACCAGCGUUGCUGCGUCUACCACCCAGACGCUCACGUUUACGCUUGCCUCCACAAACCCCACCGCCGUUCCUCUGUCCUUGAUCGCGUCGGGUGCUCCUAUACAGUCAACGAGCGCCCUUACCACGACAUGGGCAGCAGGUGCGAAGCCAACCGUGUUCGCAGGUGCUCCAGGCCUGCCAAAUGCUGCGGCUUUGAACCCCAAGGACUACCCUACGCUCGAUAAGACCCCUCCGCUGGACUCCCCUGAGGUCCAGCAGUGGAUUCAGGAGGUCAAGAACUCCGGGAUUGACAUCCCUGGCUUCGCGCCUACCAACCUCGGUGGUUGUGCCAAUAACACUGCCGCAGCGGCGGAUGCAUCUCGAUGCUGGUGGACUUGCGGCGGUUGCACGCGCCAGAGUGACAUCACGACUUGCCCUGCAAAGAACACGUGGGGUCUCACCUACGACGAUGGCCCGUCUCCAUACACGCCUGACCUGAUGGCGUACCUUGAGGCGCACGACAUGCGCUCAACGUUCUUUGUUGUUGGCUCUCGUGCGAUUUCUCGCCCGGCUAUGUUGCAGGAUGAGUACAUGAUGGGCAACCAGAUCGCUGUCCAUACCUGGAGCCACCCGUACAUGACCACGAAGACAAACGAAGAGAUCAUUGCGGAGUUCGGCUGGACGAAGAAAAUCAUCAAGGAUGCGCUCGGUGUGACGCCGCUGUACUGGCGUCCCCCCUACGGUGACAUUGACGACCGUGUCCGCGCAAUCGGGAUGGCCAUGAACUUGAUUCCCAUCUUGUGGACUCGUAUCAGUGCUACGCAAACGUUCGACACCGGAGACUAUGACAUCGCCGGUGGUUUGACGACGUCCACUCAGGUUUUGAACAACUGGGACUCCAUCAUGAACAACUCGACCAAGAUCGACACCGGCUUCAUCGUCCUCGAGCACGAUCUCUUCCAGCAGACUGUCGACAUCGCCGUUGGUUACAUCCUGCCAGAAGCACUUGCUCACCAACCCGCGUUGAACAUUACGCCGGUCAUCACCUGCCAGAACAUGCCAAUGUCGAACGCCUACGUUGAGACGAACGACAACUCGACUAACCCGCUUCCCGCGCCGGCUACGUCAGGCAAUUCAUCAGCGUCUGGCUCAGCGAGUGCUACGGGUUCUGCCGCGGGCGCGAGCAAGAACGGUGCGAGUGGCACGGCCUUCGUUAACACAGGCUUGGUGUCAGCUGCCGUUGCCUUCGCCGCUAGUGCGGGUGCCCUGUUCCUAUGA